AUGUCUCGGCCACUUGCUGCUCCUGUGUCUUUUCUUCCUCGAAAUGUGCAUUUCUGGAAUGGUCAGACUGGAGAUUAUCUUGGUGGUGUAUGGCAAGAAGGGUCAAUCACCAAUCAUGAUUUUUUUAUGAUGCUCAACAUUAUCCUCAUUGUUGAGGUUCCUCCCACCGCCUUAUUCAAACCAGCUGGCCAAAUUAUUCAACAAGAUGGCCAGCCAUUGAGCCCUGGCAAUUAUGUUAUCAAUGUCACAUCAGGAUCCAUCACACUAAACGAUGAGCCAGUUUUCCGACGCAUCCUCUCUCAUAACAUCACUGGAAGGGAGGAUUCAUUCACUGAAGAUAUUCGUUCCCGAGACAAAAAAUGUGUUCUUUCUGGUCUCCCAUGCAGAAAUUGGCAUGUUGGCAUUUGGCAUGGAUUUGAAGCUGCCCAUAUCUUUCCUAUUGGGAAAGAAACCCUUUGGAACCAUGGGGGGUAUAAUCGUUGGAUCACAAAUACAGCUACAGGGAGACAUAGAUCUUCAAUCAACUCGAUCCAGAACGGAUUUUUGAUGGAUAUCCACCUACACACGUCUUUCGACCAGUUUCAUGUCUCCGCCAAUCCUGACAACGGAUACAAGAUCACCGAAUUCAUUCCUAGCUCUCGUCCUGUUGAUGGCAAGAUACUUGACCCUGUUUGCCGCGAUCCCACCAAUCCAAACAGUGUGUCUGUCCAUCUCCUACGAUGGCAUUUCCGCCAGAGCGUCCUAACAACCAUGAGAGGGGCCGGAGAGCCCUCCUGGGAUGAGGACUUUCCCCCAGGAAGAGAUAUGAUGGGAGUCAUUCGAUCUGGCCCACUCCCCGCAGAAAGAAUGGAAGUCGAGCUGUUCAGUCGACUUGGAAGUUUGGAGUUCCAACAAGCUCAAGAUGAGGAGCGACCUGAACUCAGAGGAUCUGAUGCUUGA
This is a messenger RNA of Penicillium taxi, 939 nucleotides long. RefSeq names its product HNH endonuclease signature motif containing protein. Lineage: Eukaryota; Fungi; Ascomycota; Eurotiomycetes; Eurotiales; Aspergillaceae. The record is from RefSeq and is a predicted model, not a curated record. Bases 1 to 939 code for a protein of 312 amino acids. The transcript has a single exon.